CGCAGCUGCGAGAUUUCGUUGGUUUAGUUGGCGCGCGGGGCCCCGGCGAUUGGGACGGGUUUCAAAAAGAGGGAGAAUUAUACCGAGAGUCGGCGCUACUUAGAAUAAAAGAAAAAAAAAAAAAGAAAACGAAAAAGAAGGAGAAGAAGGAGAAGAAGAGACGAAUAAGUGACGAAGAAGAGACGAAGAAGAGACGAAGAAGAAGAAUAAGAAGAGGGAUACACGACUUAUAAACGUUCGGAAUUAAUCUUAGAAAUAAGGGAAAAAAAAAUAAAAAGGGUGGGGGGGUUAAAAGUAUCGGAAAGAAAAAAUAUAGUGGCCCGAUCACGACGCAGGGACAACUACGACCAAGACGACAAGACGAGCGAUAUCAUAUUAUUUCGAACGAUCCAUUACUUUUUGUUCUUCUCCUUCUAUCAGUUCGGCAAAGUAUUUUCAAUUUUUGAUAUUACGCGCGAGUGUGAAUCGUCGUCACGAAUAUAAGAAGAGCAAGAAGUAUUCUUUUCUACUUUUGGAUACGCGGGAGUCCUGAAAGGGGUGACUGAGAGGAAAGGGUUGGAUGGUGGUACCGCAGGUCGGUAUCCUUGUGGCUCUAGGAUAAAAUAAAUCCCAGAUUGAAAAGAGAAGAAGUAAAGGGGGUGUAAGAGGAGGAGGAGGAGGAGGAGAAGUGCAAGCGGGGUUUAAUUCGAAGGCAAAUAAGGUAUAACCCUUUGCGUAACAGCGGGUAGUCAAAAGGAACACGGGCGCCCCGUAAACAUGGGGGUCGCCGAUGAUUUCGCACCCAGCUUCACCCAGAAGCCCCAGCUUCGGCAGGAGGACGACGGGAACAGGUUGAUCUUCGAGUGUCAACUGGUCAGUGCACCGAAACCUGAGAUAUCUUGGUUCCGCGGUGAAACGGAACUCAAGGAAGAUGACAGGACAAAUUUCAAAAUGCAAAGCGUCGGGACGAACAAGUUUCUCGUUGUCCUCGAACUCGAUGACGUCAUCGAGACCGACGCAGGCUUGUAUAAGGUCAAAGCCAAGAACAAGAUGGGCGAGGUCGCGGCGUCUAUCAACCUGAACUUCAGUCCUGUGGAUGAGCCUAGGGAGAAACAAAUCGAUGGCAUUGCACCAACUUUUGCGAAAAAACCGGCAAUCCGGCAAGAAGAUGAUGGUAAACGAUUACUUUUCGAAUGUCGCAUUACCGCUGAUCCCACGCCGAAAGUUAUGUGGUUUCAUAAUGGAAAUGCGGUUAAGGAUUCGUCGAGACACAAGUUGACCGUCGACAAAGAUGGUCAUUCCUAUUUCGCUACGUUGGAAAUAAAAAACGUGACCGUAGAGGAUGCUGGCAAAUACAAGGUCACAGCGAAAAACGAGCUUGGCGAGUCCAAUGCAACCAUUUCAUUAAAUUUCGAUAGCGACGAGGCACCCGUACCCGAAGACGGUAUUAAACCGACAUUCACCGAACGACCGGUAAUAAGACAAUCAGACGACGGUAACACCAUCACCUUUGAAUGCCGGUUAGCCGGUGAUCCAAAACCGAGUGUUAAGUGGUACCACGGUAGCGAUGAAGUCAGAGAAGGAGGAAGAUACAAGAUGUCGUUAGAACUCGAUCAGAAGUUAUAUCAUCUAGCACGGCUAAGGAUCGACAACGUAGCAAAAGAGGAUGCCGGCGAGUACAGGGCCGUUGCUAAGAACAAACACGGCCAGGGUGUGGCAACUAUUAAUUUGAACUUCGAGGGUGGCGACAAACUCAAAAUACCGGACGGUAAGCCACCACGAUUCCCGAAGAAACCAACUAUUCGCCAGGAAGGAGACAUUUUGAUAAUGGAAUGCAUCCUAGAGGCAUAUCCGGUACCGGAUAUAACUUGGUAUCAAGGACAAAAAGCUAUAACCGACAGUAGACGCGUCAAGAUGUCUCGCAAGGCAACCGGCAAGGACACAUAUCUUCUCACAUUAGAAAUCAUGAAUCCUACCAAGGGGGACGGCGGAAAUUAUCGUUGCAACGCGUUUAACAACUUUGGCGAAAGUAACGCAAACAUCUCUUUAAAUUUCCAAGAAGAGAGUGCGGGUUUCGCGCCGUCAUUCAUCGAGAAGCCACGUAUCAUUCCGAACGAAACUGGAACAUUAAUCACGAUGAAAUGCAAAUGCAAGGCUAAACCUAAGCCGGAAGUCACGUGGUUCCGUGGCGCCAACGUAGUCAAAGAAUCAUCGAAAAUUUCGAUUAAGACGAAAACGGUCGAAGAAGACAUUUACGAGCUCAUAUUAGAAAUUAAGGAUCCCGCGGCACCAGACGGUGGUACUUACAGGUGUCACGUGCAAAACGAAUUUGGCGAAAGUAACGCUAAUUUAAAUCUAAAUAUCGAAGCCGAGCCUGAACCAGAAGGUGAUGGUCCAAGUUUCGUUGAAAAACCACGAAUACAAUCACAGAAUCAAGGUAAACUGGUUAUUAUGGAUUGCAAAGUUAAAGCUAAUCCAAAACCAGAAAUAGUUUGGACCCAUGCUGGAAAAGUUGUAAAAGAAUCAUCCAAGAUCUCAAUCAGUAUUGUCAAAGAAAAAGAAGAUAUCUAUUACAUCAAAUUGUCUUUGAAUGAUCCUGGUCCUGAGGAUUCUGGUCUUUACAAAUGUAAUAUUAAAAAUACUCUCGGAGAACUUAAUGCCAAUUUAACAUUGAACGUUGAAAUUAUACCUGUAAUUAAAGAAAAACCAAAGGUCAUCAAAAUUGUAAAGAAAAAGACCGUAAUAGUUGAGUGCCACGUGCUUUCCAAAUUUUCACCAGAAUGCACGUGGUUCAAAGAAACGCAAGCAGUCAAGGAAGAUACUAGACAUAAAUUACACGUUGAACAAAUUAGAGAAGGAGAGUUUGCUGUUAAAUUAGAAAUCGAACAAAUGACCAAGACUGACAAAGGUACAUAUAAAUUGGUCGCACGUAAUGAAAAGGGCGAAGCUACGUCACAAGUAGUCGAAGUUACGGAAAUAGUUGAGGAAGGUGAAAAACCACAAAUUGUUACUGGUCUCAAAUCGGCGACAAUUGAGGAAGGUAAAACAAUCGAACUUGUGGCUAGCCUUGCACAACAAGAUCGUAAAGUUACAGUCACAUGGUAUAGAAACACGCAAGUGGUUAAGGCCUCCAAAGAUAUUAUGAUAUCUUUUAAUGGUUUAGACAUGAAAUUGACCAUAACUUCUGCUACAACAGAAUUAUCCGGCACGUAUAGGGUUGUCGUUAGUAACGAUUAUGGCAAAGACGAAUCAUCGUGUCAUCUUGUCGUCAGGAAGAAAGAGGAAGAAAAGAAAGAAGAAGAAGAGGAAGAGAAAAAGAAGAAAAAGGUUGAAAAGAAAGAAGAGAAAAAGGAGGAAAAGAAAGAAGAAAAGAAGGAGGAGGAGAAGAAGAAGGUAGUGAAAAAGGAAGAAAAGAAGGAAGAAAAAAUAGAAGAAGAAAAGAAGAAAAUGGAGAUUAUACAGAAAGAAGAAGAAACCUUUAAUAACGUAGAAAAGGUAGAAGAGAAGAAAAAAUCGAUAAAGAAGAAACCUGACGAAAAGAUCGAAGAUAAAAAGGAGCCCGAAAAGAAAAUAAUUAAAAAGAAAGAACCUGAACCUGGUAGCCGUAAACAAUCUAUUAGCAGGGUGGAAACUAUGAAAACGGAAAGCCGUCGUAGUUCUUUAGUUAUGACUCAAGAAAAGACCGAAGAGGAAGUCAAAACGGAAAGUAGAAGAUCUUCGAUCAUCGAAAAGAAAAAGACUACCCUCGAAAAGGUUGAAACAAAAACGACAGCUAAGACAUUAACCAAACCUGAGGAAACAAAGAAAGAUGAACUUAAACCGGCUAUUGCGAAACGCGACGCGAAGCCUAAGGAGGAACCAAAAGCAACACUAAAACCAGAAGACACCAAGAAGGAAGAACCCGUCGAUAAACGUAAAACACUCGGCAAACCCGAGGAACCAAAGAAAGAGGAACAAGAAAGGAAGCUUAGUCUCAAACAAACUACCAAAAUAGAAGAAGAGAAGAAAUCUUUGAACAAAAUUGAACUAAAGCCAAAGGAAAUCGAAGCCACCGAAGCAAAACCAAAACCAAAACCACGUAGACCACCGAAACAAGAAGUAAAAAGCGAUAAUUUUCAAAUGAUACAACUUAAACCCGUUUCAAGAGAUCCGUCAAAGCCUCAGAAGGCUACAAAUGGCUCUGUUGAGUUGAAGAAAGUCGAAAAGGCAGAGAAACAAGAAAUAAAGAAAGGAAAAAUUGCUAAAGCGACGAAGGAAAGCAGUUACGAACUUCCGGAAAUUCCUGAUUACGAGAGGCCGGUACUUGAAAAACCACAAGAAUUCGAUUUUGGCGAACGCGAGAAACGCGAGAAAACAAAAUUGGACAGACCGACGACGCAGAAAUUCGAUUCUAAGCCAAAGUUACCCGAGAUCAAGGCACCGGAAACACCGAAAAUCGAAGUUAUUAAGGACGUAACACCUGCAGGAAGUAGAAAAGGAUCUUUGGUACCAGGAAGUGGUUCAACCAGUCGACGUGGUUCUCUGAUACCACCCGAAGAAUUAGGUCGUAGACCUAGCCUGAUCAUCAGUGACGAGUUGGGAAAGUUACGACCUGGGGAGGUGUUGGACGCUAAGAAUAAGUACGGGCGCCCAGGUGAACUGCAGGAGAAAGAGAGGCGUCGUCCAAGCACGGACGUAAGGAGACCCAGCGUGGCGGACCUCGAGAAUAAAAUCAAUCAACCUAGCACACCUCUUCGAGAUGUUGGACCACCAGGACCACCUCAAAUCGUUGAUGUCCAGGAAUCAUACUCCGCCGUCGAAGAUUCGACGGCGUACCUCACCGUUGCGGUGGAGGGUACGCCUGCGCCGACCUUCAAAUUCUACAAGGGAAUUACCGAGAUCAUCGAAGGUGGUCGUUUCAAAUUCCUCACUGACACGGAAACCAAUACAAUCACCCUAUGUAUGAGAAAAACUAAACCCAACGAUGAAGGCACUUACAAGAUAGUCGUUAGCAAUAUCCACGGAGAGGAUUCUGCCGAAAUGCAGCUCUACGUAUCUGACGCCAGUGGUAUGGAUUUCCGUGCAAUGUUGAAAAAGAGAAAAUAUCAAAAGUGGGCGAGAGAGGAAGCGGAACAGGAAAAGGUAGAUUUGAAGGAAGUGGAAAAGCCUAUGCCAGCUUUGAAGAAAGUAGAAAAGAAACCGGAAACCUUCUUAAAGCCAUUGGUGGAUCAAUAUGCCAAAGAAGGAAAAGACAAAAAAGUCGUCUUCGAAGCUAACUUUUCUAAACCGAAUUGUAAACCAAAAUGGUUCUUCCGAAAAGAUGAACUUUUCCCCUCAGCGAAAUACAAAUUCAAAAACGAAGAAGAUUCUUAUCAACUUAUCAUUUUGGGACCUAAAGUUGAAGAUACUGGAAAAUAUACUAUUGAAAUCAGUGGCGUAUCCAGUACUGGUUUCCUCAAUGUCGAUGAACCCGAUCCAACGUAUACAUUCACGAAACCACUUUCAAAGAAAACAAGUGGAUACACGAAGCACGAAUGUUACAUGGAAUGUACAGUUAGCUCAAAUCUUGCCACAGUUUCGUGGUUUAAAGGAAAAACGAAACUCGAGGAUGGCGACGUUUACAGUAUUUCCAAAGACAUGUCAGGUGUUUGUAGAUUGACCAUUAAAAGUGCUACUAUAGAAGAUAGCGGAGAAUACAUUUGUAAAAUAAACAAGCAAACUGACAAAACAGAAACAGUGCUCACCGUUGUUGAAUAUCCAUAUAAAUUCGUUAAAGUCUUAAAGAGUCAACAGUUAAUAGAGAAGGAAACUUUAACUUUACUUUGCGAACUCGACGACGAAAAUGGUGAUGUUAAAUGGUUCAAAGGUGAUCAAGAAAUAAUAGCUGAUAAAAGAAUACAAAUCAAGGCAGAUGGUAGAAAGAGGAAACUCGUUAUUAAAGAUUCCAAGGUAACAGAUGCUGGAAAUUAUUCUUGCGUUAGCAAUGCCGACAAAACCGAAGCCGAGAUCAUUAUCAAUUAUGCAAAUCGAUUCAACAAAAAGUUAAAGGAUACGAUUGCGAUAGAAAGAGAAAAGUUGGUACUCGACGUUGAAUUACAAGAUCAAACUGCACCGGCUAUUUUCCAUUUCAAUGGACAAAAAAUCGAACCAAACGAAAGGGUAGAAAUUAAAAAUCUUGGUGGUGGUAAACAUCAAUUGAUAUUCAAUAGGAUCGAGAUGACGGAUGACGGUGAAAUUACAUGCGAGAGUGGACAAUUGACGAGCAGUUGUAAGUUGACUGUUAAAAAGGGUGAAAGCAAACCUAUCGUUGAUAUACCAGACAAAGUGGAAGGACCAUGCAAUGCACCUAUCGUCUUUGUUGUACCUUUCAAAAUCGAAGGUACGAAACAAAGCCAGAUAGAAGCAAAACUUUUGAAAGAUGGCAAACCAUUGCCAUUAAAAGAUGUUGAAGUGGUCGUAGGCGAGGACAAAGUCACGUAUAAAAUUAAAAAACCUCAGCGUGAUUUAUCUGGAAUUUAUCAAGUUAAAAUUGGUAAUAAUCAGGGAGAAGAAGUUAAAGAUGUUAACAUUAAUAUGCAAGACGUUCCAUCGGCCCCGCAAGACGUAGACGUUACCGAAGUCUUUGCUAAUUCGUGCGUAGUUUCCUUCAAACCAUCGAAAGACGAUGGUGGUUCUCCUAUAACAAAAUACGUUAUCGAACGGCUCGAUCUCAGUUUGAAAUCUCAAUGGGAUAGCGUAGGGGAAGUUAUGCCAGGAACAAAAUGCGUUUAUAAAGUCGAAGAUCUUGUAGCAAAGAAGGAAUACAAAUUCCGUAUACGUGCUGUGAACAAGCUUGGUUCUAGCGAACCAGCUAUGUUUGCUAAACCAAUUUUAGCGAAAGAUCCUUGGGAUGAACCUGGUAAACCUACAAACGUUGAUGUAACUGAUUGGGACAAGGAUCACGCUGACCUUAAGUGGACUAAACCAGAAAGCGAUGGUGGUGCACCAAUUACUGGUUAUAUAAUCGAAUACAAGGAAAAAUUCGGAAAGGAAUGGGUCAAGGGAAAAGAAAUCGUAGGAGAUGUAACAGAAGCAACUAUAGAUGGUCUUAAAGAAGGAACACAAUAUGAAUUUAGAAUUCGUGCAGUCAACAAAGCUGGUCCUGGAGAACCAUCGGACGCUACCAAACCUAUAAUAGCAAAAUGUCGAUUCGUAAAACCUUACAUUGUCGGAGAUGGAUUGACAAAUAUGAUUAUCAAGAAAGGACAAGUUAUCAAAUACGAUAUCAAAUAUGCCGGUGAACCUGAACCAGAAGUACAUUGGUAUCUUGGUGAAAAAGAACUUGUUCAAGAUGCUGCAGAAAGGAUUACUAUCGAUAAAUACGAAAGAAAUACCGUACUCACCGUGAGAAAAACUACUCGGCCAGAUUCUGGAAAAUACAAAUUAGUCCUCAACAACAGUUCUGGUACAUGCGAGAGUAUUGCAGAUGUUGUUGUUCUUGAUAAACCAGCAAUGCCUAAGGGACCAUUGAAAGUCGAAGAAGUACGUGCGAAUCACGUUAAAGUUAAAUGGGAAAAACCUCCGGACGAUGGUGGUACCGAUAUUACUGGAUAUGUCCUUGAGAAAAUGGAUCUGGAUACCGGACGUUGGAUACCAGCUGGAGAAGUUGGACCUCACGAAGAUACUUUUACAUUCUCUGGUCUGACUCCUAAAAAGAAAUAUAAGUUCCGUGUUAAGGCUGUUAACAAAGAAGGUGAAUCCGAACCCUUGGAAGUUGAAGAAGCAAUAACUGCAAGGAAUCCAUACGACGAACCUGGUAAACCUGGAAAACCGGAUAUUUUCGAUUACGACAAUGUCAGUGUAUCUUUAAAAUGGGAGAAACCCCCGAGCGAUGGUGGUCGACCGAUAACUCAUUAUACGGUCGAAAUGAAAGAUAAAUUCGCCGUAGAUUGGGUAGAAGUAAUGAAAACUUCUGAUGCCACUCCGGAAGCUAAAGUGGAGGGUUUGAAAGAGAAAAUGGUUUAUCAAUUUCGUGUACGGGCGCAUAACAAAGCUGGACCAUCGGAACCAAGUGAACCAACCGAUAACCACCUUUGCAAACAUAAAAAUCUAAAACCAAGGAUUGACCGUAGCAACUUCAAAUCUAUUAUCAUAAAAGCUGGACGUACUCAUAAAUGGUCGGUAGACGUGUCAGGUGAACCACCCCCAGAAUGUAGAUGGAUUUGGAGAGAUAAUAUACCCUUAACGACUACCGAACGUAUUAAAAUCGACAAUGUAGAUUAUCACACAGAUUUUACAAUCGUUAAUGCGAUGCGUAAAGAUACUGGAAAGUACACAUUAAUAGCUGAAAAUGUAAACGGCAAAGAUGAAGAAACUGUUGAGCUUACUGUUCUUGGAAAACCAAGUCCACCUAAGGGACCACUCGAAGUAUCAGACGUGACGAAUACGAGUGCCAAAGUGAAAUGGCAAAAACCAGAAGAUGACGGUGGUGUUCCAAUAAAAGAAUACGAAAUUGAAAAAAUGGAUACAAAAACUGGCAAAUGGGUCAGGGUUGGUAAAAUACCUGGUAAUUCUCCCAAUAUGGAAUUAGACAUUACCGGUCUGAAUCCAGGAAGCGAAUAUAAAUUCCGUGUAACUGCCGUUAACGAUGAGGGUGAUUCUGAACCUCUUGAAAGCGAACGCGGUGUCGUAGCUAGAAAUCCUUAUGAUGAACCUCACAAACCAGGAACUCCAGAUAUAACGGAUUACGAUAAUGAAUCUGUUAGUUUGAAAUGGACUCCACCCGAUUUCGAUGGUGGUGCACCUAUAGAAAAAUACAUAAUCGAAAAGAAAGAUCGUUAUAAACCUGAUUGGGAAAAAGCUAUCGAAGUACCUGGAAAUCAACUUGAAGCUAAAGUACCCGAUCUCAAGGAACGUGGGGAAUAUCAAUUCCGAAUAAUUGCCGUAAACAAAGCUGGACCCUCGCCACCGUCGGAUGCUUCCAAAAUGCAAAUUUGCAAACAUAAAGCAUUAAAACCGAGAAUCGAUCGAACUAAUUUGAAACCCAUCAUCGUACGUGCCGGAAAAGCAAUUAAAUACGAUGUAGACGUACGCGGUGAACCACCACCAGAAAUUACUUGGCAUCAUGCUAAUGUCGAAAUUAAAAGUGGAGGAAAUAUAGAAAUUGUUAAUGUAGAUUAUAAUACAAAAUUAAGUAUUACUGAUAGCGUUCGUAAAAAUACUGGCGUAUGGAAGAUACGUGCUGUCAAUCCCCAUGGCGAAGACGAAGCAGAAGUUGAAGUAACUGUUCUUUCUGCACCUGGCAAACCGAAAGGACCGCUCAAAGUGUCGGACGUAACGAAGAAUGGUUGUAAAAUCAAAUGGGGUAAACCUGAAGAUGAUGGUGGUAAACCUAUAACUGGUUAUCAAGUUGAAAAGUUAGAUAAAUCAACGGGCAGAUGGGUACCAGUUGGUCGUACCAAUGAUACGGAGAUGGAUAUCAAAGGUCUUCAGGAGGGUCAUGAAUACGAAUUCAGAGUGAAGGCAUUGAAUGAAGAAGGAGAAUCAGAACCAUUGCUUACAGACGGAGCCAUACUUGCCAAAAAUCCAUUUGAUUUAGCAAGUAAACCUGGUGUACCAGAGUUUGAAGAUUGGGAUGUAGAUCGUGUUGAUCUUAAAUGGGAACCACCUAAAAAUAAUGGCGGAGCUGCCAUUACUGGAUAUAUUAUCGAAAAGAAAGAAAAACCAUCGACCCACUGGGAGGAAUGCCUCACAACUGAUUCGCCACAACCAAAGGGUCGGGUUACAGGUCUCAAAAAGGGUGCAACAUAUCAAUUCCGAGUACGUGCCGUAAAUAAAGCUGGGCCUUCAGAACCUAGUGAUCCAACGAAACCACACAUCGCAAAGGCACGAUUCUUGAAACCACACAUCAAUCGAGAGAAACUGCAUACCAUCAAAGUUAGAGCAGGACAACACGUGAAAUUAGAAGUCGAUAUAGAGGGUGAACCACCGCCAACUGUUACUUGGAGUUUUGCCGGUGCAACUUUAGAAACUGGUGCAAACGUUAAAAUUGAUAAUGAAGAUUAUCUUACCAAAAUACAAUUAAUCAGUCCCAGUCGUAAACAUACUGGCAAAUAUACGAUUAAAGCAGUCAAUGAUUCGGGACAAGACGAGGCUGAUGUAGAAAUUAAUAUCCUAGACAAGCCUGGAAAACCUGAGGGACCUUUAGAGGUAACCGAUGUACAUAAAGAAGGAUGCAAAUUGAAAUGGAACAAGCCAAGGGAUGACGGCGGACUACCGCUUACAGGAUAUAUUCUUGAAAAAAUGGAUAUUACAACUGGUCGUUGGGUUCCAGCUGGCAUUGUAGAUCCAGAGAAGACUGAACAUGCUAUUACUGGUUUGGAGCCUGGUAAAAAAUAUGAAUUCCGUGUAAAAGCUAUGAAUGAAGAAGGUGAAUCCGAGCCUCUACAGACAGACACUGCCAUCCUUGCUAAAAAUCCUUAUGAUCCGCCAGCAGCGCCUGGUCUGCCAGAAAUUAUUGACUGGUCUGAAAAUAUGGUAAAACUUAAAUGGGAACCACCAAUAAGAGACGGUGGUGCACCUAUUACCGGUUACAUUAUCGAAAUGAAAGAUAAGUUUGGUACAAGUUUCGUAAAAGCUGCUGAAGUACAAGGACCAAUUUGUACCGGUACUGUAGAAAGAUUACAAGAAGGUAAUCAAUAUCAAUUCCGAGUACGAGCAGUAAAUAAAGCUGGACCUGGUGAACCAAGCGAAGAAACUAAUCCUCAUACUGCUAAGGCCCGUUGGCUUAAACCUUACAUCGAUCGUACCAAUUUGCAACCUAUAACGGUAAAAGUCGGCCUUACAAUAACCUUAGAUGUGAAUAUAAUUGGAGAACCACCACCAACGGUAACAUGGACUUUCAAAGAUAAAGAAUUAAAGUCGAAUGAUAUCAUUCGUAUCGAUAAUAUCGACUAUAAUACAAAAUUAAUCAUUCUAAAAACCAAACGCGAACAAACUGGAAAGUAUGAGAUACGAGCCAAAAAUGAAGUUGGAGAAGACGUUGCCGAAGUUGAGAUUACCGUUCUUGGCAAGCCAAGCAAACCUAAGGGUCCUCUGGAAGUAUUCGACGUUAACAAACACGGAUGCAAAUUAAAAUGGGACAAACCUGAAGACGAUGGCGGAUCGCCAAUUGAAUAUUAUGAAAUAGAAAAGCUCGAUCCUUUAACUGGACAAUGGAUAUCCUGUGGAAGAGCCAUCGAACCAGAAGCUACAAUCACGGGCUUGCAAGAAGGCAAACCUUAUAAAUUCCGUGUAAAGGCUGUAAAUAGAGAAGGCGAAUCCGAUGAAUUGGAAGCCGACAAAUCUAUUAUAGCUAAAAAUCCAUUCGAUGAACCUGGUAAACCUGGACGUCCAGAAUUACGAAAUUGGGACAAAGAUUUCGUUGAUCUCGAAUGGACUCCACCAAAAGAUGACGGUGGUGCUCCUAUCGAAAAAUAUAUUAUUCAAAUGCGUGAUAAAGAAGGAAGACAAUGGGUAGAUGCUGCCAAAGUUCUUGGUGAUCGCACCAUGGCCAAAGUUACCGAAGGUAUUCAAGAAGGUCAUGAAUAUGAAUUCAGAGUGGUAGCUGUUAAUAGGGCUGGUCCAAGUGAACCCAGUGACGUUUCAAAGAGCGUCAUUGCAAAACCCCGUUUCUUGGCACCUCGUAUCGAUCGCAAAAAUCUACAUAAAAAAGUUAUGCGAGUUGGACAAAUGUUACGCAUUGAAGCGGAUAUCAUAGGUGAACCACCUCCAAUUAUAACUUGGAAAUUAAAAGAUGCAGUAUUAAAAAGUAUGGACCGCUUGAAAAUAGAAAAUGAAGAUUAUCACACGACAUUUAUAAUGAGUAAAUUACAAAGAUCCGAUACAGGAACUUAUACUGUUAUUGCCAAGAACGAUAGUGGAACUGAUCAGGUUGACGUUGAAAUACAGGUCGUAAGUAAACCUGCCAAACCAAAAGGUCCACUUGAGGUAUCUAAUGUGACAGCAGAAAGUUGCAAACUCAAAUGGGACAAACCAGAGGAUGAUGGUGGUGAUCCGGUAGAUCAUUAUGUAAUAGAAAGAAUGGAUGUUGAUAGUGGUCGUUGGGUACCUUGCGGAACGAGUAAGGUACCUGAAGCUGACAUAAGUGGUCUUAAUGAAGGCAAAGAUUAUUUGUUCAGAGUAAAAGCCGUUAAUUCUGAAGGAGAAUCUGAACCAUUAGAAACUGCGAUACCAGUUACAGCCAAAAAUCCUUAUUCCGAACCCGAUGCACCCAGCAAGCCUGACUUAAAGGAUUGGAGUAAAAAUCACGUUGAUCUUAAAUGGAAAGCACCAAAGAACGAUGGCGGAGCACCGAUCGAAAAAUACAUUGUCGAAAAGAAAGAUCAAUAUGGUAAAUGGCAAAAGGCUGUAGAAGUUCCUGGUAAUAAAACAGAUGCCAGAGUUCCCGAUCUUGUCGAGGGACAAAAAUAUCAAUUCCGAAUAAAAGCAGUAAACAAAGGUGGUCAAAGUAAACCAAGUGAACCUAGCGAUACUUUAAUAGCUAAGGAUCGUUACGCGGCACCAAGAAUAGAUCGUACUAAUUUGAAAGAUAUCACUAUCAAAGCUGGUAAUCAUAUACGCUUGGACGUUAAGGUUACUGGUGAACCACCUCCAACUAAAACCUGGUAUCUCAAUAAAGCCAAACAAGAGACACAGAAUGCGGUAACAGUAGAACUUGAAGACUACAGGACUAAGUUCUUAGUAUCUAUAGCUUCUAGAGCGCACUGUGGUACUCUAACUUUGAAAGCCGAAAACAGUUCAGGCAAGGAUGAGGCUAGCAUUGAAAUCUUGGUAUUAGAUAAACCUAGCAAACCGGAAGGUCCUUUGAAAGUAUCUGAUGUUCAUAAAGAAGGUUGCACUCUCAAAUGGAAUCCACCAUUGGACGAUGGUGGUGUACCUUUGGAGCAUUAUGUUGUUGAAAAAAUGGACACAGAAAGUGGAAGGUGGAUACCUAUCGGUCGUACGAAAGAACCAAAUAUGGUUGUAGAAAAUUUAGUACCUGGACAAGAGUACAAAUUCCGUGUCUCCGCUGUUAAUGCAGAGGGUGAAUCGGAACCUUUGGAAACCGAUCAUGGCAUCGUUGCCAAGAAUCCAUUUGACGAACCUGGACCUCCUGGACGACCAGAGGCUGCCGAUUGGGAUAAGGAUCAUAUAGAUUUGAGAUGGACUCCACCGUUAAAUGACGGUGGAUCUCCAAUCACCGGAUAUGUGAUAGAAAAACGUGAAAAGGGAACACCCCGCUGGAUCAAAGCUUGCGAAACUAGUGGGCCAGAAUGUAAAGGUCGUGCCGAUAAUCUUGACGAAGGUGUUGAAUAUGAAUUCCGUGUAAAGGCAAUUAAUGCUGCUGGUCCUGGUGAACCAUCAGACACCAGUAAACCCAUUACCGCUAAAAGUAGACGAAUGGCACCAAAGAUUGACAGGCGAAACUUACGCGACAUCACCGUACGCGAGAACGAAGCGUUCCACUUUGAUGUUAAAAUUUUGGGUGAACCACCCCCAGACGUUACAUGGGUUUUAAAUAAUAAGAGCAUAACACAAACUACACAUCGUAGAAUACAAAAUGUACCAUACAAUUCGAAGUUCUUCAAUGAUAAACCCGAACGUAAAGAUUCUGGUUUAUAUAAAAUCACGGCUGUUAAUCAACAUGGUUCUGAUACGGCAGACGUUGAAGUCAUAGUUGUCUGUAAACCUAGCAAGCCUGAAGGACCAUUAGAAGUGUCAGAUAUUCACAAGGAAGGUUGCACGCUUAAAUGGAAAAAGCCUAAGGACGAUGGUGGAGAACCUAUCGAAGGUUAUGUAGUAGAAAAGUUCGAUCCAGAGACUGGUGUAUGGUUACCAGUUGGUAAAACGUCAGGACCUGAAAUGAAAGUCGAAGGUUUAACGCCCGGACACGAAUAUAAAUUCCGAGUAAAAGCCUUCAAUAAAGAAGGAGAAUCCGAACCAUUAGAAACAUUCAGCUCUAUCAUUGCCAAAGAUCCGUUCACUGUACCAAGCCCACCAGGAGCACCAGAACCAGUCGAUUGGUCCGCUAAUCAAGUAGAUCUUACUUGGAAAGAGCCGGUUAGUGAUGGUGGUUCUCCAAUCACUGGAUAUAUUAUUGAGAAAAAAGACAAGUAUAGUACAAUGUGGGAAAAAGCUUUGGAAAUUGAAACACCAGUUACGCAAGCUCUCGUGCAUGGUCUCAUAGAGGGCAACGAUUACCUCUUCCGUGUAAUUGCUGUAAAUAAAGCUGGUCAAUCGGAACCGGGUGAAACCAGUAAAACAUUUACGGCUAAACCUCGCUAUUUGGCACCAAAGAUCGACAGACGUAAUUUACGUGACGUUACUCUCUCGGCGGGAUCUCUGUUAAGAUUUGAUGCGAACGUGAUCGGUGAACCUCCACCACACAUCGAGUGGCGAUACGGUGCGAUCCCUCUGCACUCCGAUAAAAAAGUACAAAUCGACAAUUCAGAUUAUAGUACGAAAUUCAGCAUCCGGCCAGUUUCACGUGACGACAGCGGUGAUUAUACUGUCACUGCUAGUAAUUCGUCUGGAAGAGAUUCCGUUACUGUUCAAGUAACAGUAACUGAUAAACCUUCACCUCCGGAAGGACCAUUACAAGUUACGGACGUCCACAAGGAAGGAUGUAAGCUCAAAUGGAAGAGGCCAAAAGACGAUGGAGGUACGCCGAUCGAAUAUUACCAGGUGGAUAAAAUGGAUCCAGAAACAGGUUGUUGGAUACCAUGCGGUCGUUCCACCGAACCGAACUUGGAAGUAAGCGGUUUGACACCUGGUAAAGAAUAUUUAUUCCGAGUGUCUGCAGUUAAUUCCGAGGGAGAAUCUAAACCGUUAGAAGCAGAACAAGCAAUAUUAGCUAAAAAUCCAUACGACGAGCCAGAUAAGCCAGGAGAUCUUCGUGCUACCGAUUGGGAUAAAGAUCACGUAGAUUUGGCAUGGACACCACCGGCCAACGAUGGUGGUUCACCUAUCACCGGUUACAUAAUCGAAAAGAAAGACAAAUACGGAGAAUGGGAAAAAGCUGUGGAAGUACCAGCGGAUAAAACUUCAGCAACGGUGCCAGAUUUAAUAGAAGGACAGCCUUACGAAUUUCGAGUACGGGCAGUUAACAAAGCAGGUCCUGGGGAACCUUCGGAUCCGACACCGACUAUAAUAGCAAAACCACGCAAUCAACCACCUAAGAUCGAUCGUACCAAUUUAAUUGAAGUAAGAAUAAAGGCAGGACAAAACUUUGGUUUUGAUGUGAAAGUUACCGGUGAACCGACACCUACGACAAAAUGGAUGCUAGGAAGUAGGGAAGUAAGGCCAACCGAUAGAGUAAAAGUCAAGCAUAUCGAUUAUAACACUAGCCUGCAUGUCCGAAUGGCGACCAGAGCCGAAUCCGGCAAAUAUUGUGUAACCGCUGAAAAUAUUAACGGCAAAGAUGAAGCAUUCGUUAAAGUUACCGUAUUGGAUAAGCCUAGUCCUCCUCAAGGACCUCUUAGAGCCAGCGACGUACAUGCAGAAGGAUGCAAACUUACUUGGAAACCACCUGAAGAUGAUGGUGGUCAACCCAUUGAAAAAUACGUUGUUGAAAAGAUGGACGAAGUUACUGGACGCUGGGUUCCAGCAGGUGAAACCGAUGGACCAGAAACAUCGGUAAACGUUGAAGGAUUAACUCCUGGUCAUAAAUACAAGUUUAGAGUACGUGCUGUUAACAAGCAAGGCAAAUCGGAACCCCUUGCCACAUCCCAGAGCAUCGAAGCUAAAAAUCCAUUUGAUGAACCAGGUAAACCAGGCACGCCUACCGUUACCGAUUAUGAUACUAACUUUGUCCAAUUACAAUGGUCACGACCAGACCACGAUGGUGGAUCUCCCAUUACUGGUUAUGUAAUAGAAAAACGUGACAAAUAUAGUCCGACUUGGGAGAAAUGCGCCGAGGUUGAAGGUGAUGUAAAUACCGGAAGAGUUGAUGAUCUUGUCGAAGGAACGCAUUAUGAAUUCCGUGUCAGGGCUGUUAACAAAGCCGGUCCUGGCGAACCAUCAGAGGCUUCUAAAUCACACUUGGCACGACCCAAGAACCUUCCACCAAAGAUCGAUCGCAAUUAUAUGUUAGAUGUAAAAGUAAAAGCAGGUGGCUUUUACGACUUUGAUGUUCCGGUUAUUGGUGAACCACCACCAACAAAAGAAUGGUCCCUUAAAGACAAUGUGGUAAUGGCGGAUGACCGUAUCAAAAUUAUAAAUGAAGAUUACAAUACGAAAGUACGAGUAAUGGAAGCAAGAAGAUCAGAUUCUGGUGUUUAUACAUUAACUGCUAAAAAUAUCAAUGGUAAAGACACUGCAACGUUAAACGUAAAUGUUCUCGAUAUACCAUCCCCGCCUGAGGGACCAUUGCUAAUAAGUAAUGUGACGAAGAAUUCAUGCACAUUAAAAUGGCGAGCACCAAAGGACGAUGGUGGUUCAGAAAUCCUUUACUACCAAGUAGAAAAAAUGGAUACGGAAAAUAUGCGUUGGGUACCAGUUGCAGAAGCAACGACUACGUCAGCUCGCGUAGAUCAUCUUAUCGAAGGACACGAUUAUCAAUUCCGUGUGCGUGCUGUGAACAAACAAGGAGAAUCGUCACCGUUGACUGGAUUAGACACUAUUACAGCAAAGGAUCCAUUUGCUAGGCCCGAUAAACCAGGCACACCUGUCGCUACGGAUUGGGAUAAGGAUCACGUAGAUCUCGAAUGGGCACCACCUAAGAAAGAUGGUGGAUCUCCGAUAACUGAAUACAUAAUAGAGAAGAAACCUCGUUUUGGACAAUGGGAAAAGGCCCUCGAGAUUUCGGGUGACAAGACAAGUUGCAGAGUUCCAGAUUUAAUCGAAGGUCAAGAAUAUGAGUUCAGAGUGAUCGCUGUUAAUAAAGGUGGUCCUGGAGAUCCAUCCGAUGCAUCUGCACCUGUCAUUGCUAAACCACGUUUCCUUGCACCAAGCUUCGAUCCGGCACUUUUACACGAUUUGGUCGUACGUGCCGGACAAAAGAUCAGUUACAUUAUUCCUAUAGAAGCAUCGCCUAAACCAAAAGCAACUUGGACAUUGGAUGGUAAACCUCUUGAACCUGAUUUACGCCAUGAAAUGUUUACUACGCAAACAGAAACAUCAUUCGAAAUUCCAUUCUCCGUUCGUUCGGAUAGUGGACGAUAUGCUAUAACUUUGGAAAAUGAAUAUGGCAAAUUCAGUUCAAGUGCUAGAGUUACCGUAUUAGAUAAACCAUCGCCACCAGAACCACCAUUGGUAAUUAGUAAUAUUACCAAAGAUAGUUGUCACGUAGCGUGGGGUCAUCCUCUUGAUGACGGUGGUAGUCCCAUCCUCCAUUACGUUAUUGAAAAGAUGGAUCUUUCCCGUGGAACUUGGUCGGACGCUGGAAUGAGCAUGGUUCUUAGCCAUGAUGUAGCUCGAUUAACUCAUCGUAAAGAAUAUCUUUUCCGAGUAAAAGCUGUUAACAACAUUGGAGAAUCCGAACCAUUGGAGACUACAAAGAGUAUCAUUGCUAAGAAUGAAUUCGAUGAACCAGAUGCUCCUGGUAGGCCAUCAAUAAUGGAUUGGGAUAAAGAUCAUGUUGAUCUUCAAUGGCCGGCACCAGGCAACGAUGGUGGUUCUCCUAUUACGGGAUAUAUCGUACAAAAGAAAGAAAAAGGCAGUCCUUACUGGGUCAAUGCUGUUCAUGUACCGGCUGGACAAACAAGUACAACUGUUCCAGAUUUAACAGAAGGUCAAGAAUAUGAAUUCCGUGUUAUAGCGGUUAAUGCAGCAGGACAAUCAGAACCAUCUGAACCAAGUGAUCUUGUGACUGCUAAGCCACGAUUCUUGGCACCAAAGAUAAAGACACCUCUGCAAGAUAUCCGUGUUAAGGCUGGCUUAAUUUUCCAUGUGGAUAUCGACUUUGUCGGUGAACCAACGCCUGAAGUAACCUGGACCGUAGGAAGUAAAGAAUUAGAAACCAAUGAAAGAACUACCGUUACUUCUAUCGGUUAUCAUACGAUCGUACAUACAGUUAAUGCAAAAAGAUCCGAUUCCGGAUCAUAUCAUCUGUUAUUAAAGAAUAGUAGUGGAAUUGACGAAGGUAGCUUCCAAGUAACUGUUUUGGAUAGACCAGGUCCACCAGAAGGUCCUUUGAAUUACGAAGAAAUCACAAGUCAAUCAGUUACUUUAUCCUGGAAACCGCCAAAGGAUAACGGUGGCAGUGAGAUCACUGGUUAUGUAAUCGAAAAACGUGAUCUUACUCACGGUGGUGGUUGGGUACCAGCUGUAACACACGUCAAUCCAAAAUACAAUCACGCAACUGUUCCAAGAUUAUUGGAAGGUACCACUUAUGAGUUUCGUGUAUCUGCGGAAAAUCUUCAAGGCCGCUCUGAACCUUUGACCACGGAUCGUUCGAUAGUAGCGAAGAAUCAAUUCGUUGCUCCUGGUCAACCUGGCAAACCCGAAUGCGUCGAUGCUGACAAAGACCAUAUUAAAAUCAGAUGGACUGCUCCAAUCAGUAACGGUGGUUCUAAGAUUAUCGGUUAUGACGUGGAACGUCGUGAUCGUGCAACCGGCCGUUGGCUCAAAGUGAAUAAGGAACCAGUAAGAUACGCGGAGUAUUACGAUGAUCACGUUACCGAAGGGCACCAAUACGAAUAUCGCGUUACUGCAAUAAAUGCAGCUGGAUCUGGUAAACCCAGCGAUACAUCAGCAGUCUUUAUUGCAAAACCUAUGAAGGAAAAACCGAAAUUGUAUUUGGAUGCUCUCAUUGGUCGCAAAAUCAAAGUUCGUGCUGGAGAACCAAUUAAUAUUAAUAUUCCAUUAUCUGGAGCACCUACUCCUACGGUAGAAUGGUGUAAAAAUGGAAAAACACUUACAGAAACUCUUCGAGCAUCGACUGAAACUAAGAGCGAUCGAACACAAUUACUUGUUGAUAAAUCUAUACGCGACGAUAGCGGUACAUAUACGGUCACUGCAUCAAAUGAACACGGUAAAGAUUCGGCUGACAUCGAAGUUACAGUUGUUGAUAAGCCUGGACCACCUCAGGGACCACUUCAAUACACGGGAACAACACAAGAAUCAGUUUCACUAUCCUGGAACAAACCUCUGGAUGAUGGUGGAUCUGAUAUAACUAAUUACAUUGUCGAAGUGGCAGACUUUGGUUCUGAUAAUUGGCGCCAAGUGCCUGGAUAUGUUCCAAGAACCAGUUUUAUGGCUAAAGGUCUCACAGAAGGAAGACGAUACGUCUUUAGAGUACGAGCUGAAAAUAUGUACGGAGUUUCGGAACCACUCGAUGGUAAACCGGUUGUUGCAAAGAGUCCAUUCGAUCCACCAGAUGCUCCAAGUCAACCACAAAUUCUAGGAUACACGCCCAACAGUUGUAGCCUUACAUGGACUCCACCUGUUAACACAGGUGGCAAACCAAUCACAGGUUACUAUAUCGAGAGACGUGAGCGUGGUGGUGAAUGGCUUAAGGUUAAUAAUUAUCCAACACCAAAUACCACUUUCACGGUGCAAGAUCUUCACGAAGGAUCUAGAUACGAAUUUAGAGUAACAGCUGUGAACGAAGCUGGACCUGGCAAACCUAGUAAACCUACAGAGCCUAUUACAGCUGGACAUCAACGAAUGCGACCUGACGCUCCAGAACCACCGAAAGCCGACAGAAUUACAAAGGAUUCGGUAACCUUAAGUUGGCGUCCUCCACGUAGCGACGGUGGUGCUAAAAUCAGAGGUUACAAUAUCCAGAAAAAAGCUAGAGGAGAGGAAGAAUGGACUGACGCCAAUGGUGCUCUUAUACCUACAAAUAUAUAUACCGUGCCGAAACUUACGGAGGGUGAAGAAUAUCUCUUCAGGGUAAUCGCUGUGAACGAUGUUGGUAACAGCGAUCCUAGCAAACCAAGUAGUCCAAUCGUUAUUGAAGAACAACCUAAUAAACCAGUUAUGGAUCUUGGUGGUGUCAGAGACAUUACCGUUCGUGCUGGUGAAGAUUUUUGUAUUCAUGUACCUUACAUUGGUUUCCCCAAACCAACUGCUACGUGGUUUGCUAACGACGUUGUUAAAGAUGAAACGGAUUCACGCGUACAUCAACAAUUGGCUGACGAUUAUGCAAGUCUUGUGGUGAAAAAUUCGAAACGUUCAGACGGAGGACAAUACAGGCUUCAAUUACGUAACUCAUCCGGCUUUGAUACAGCAACGAUAAAUGUUAAAGUUUUAGACAGACCAAAUCCACCCGAAAAUCUGCGUGCAGAUGAAUUUGGCGGAGAUGCUCUUACACUCUUCUGGAAUCCACCUAAAGACAACGGUGGUGCUGAUAUCACCAAUUAUGUCGUUGAGAAAAGAGAACCACGUGCAGCUACAUGGUCAAAGGUCAGUAGUUAUAUCACUACACCAUUUGUACGUGUACGCAAUUUGACCGUUGGUCAAGUCUACGAAUUCCGUGUGAUGGCUGAAAAUCAAUAUGGAACAUCAGAUCCUGUAACAACAAUUGAUCCAAUCAAAGCCAGGCAUCCAUUUGAUCCACCAGGUCCACCUGGAACACCACGUGGAGUCGAAACUACCGAAGACAGCAUUACUAUUACGUGGACUAAGCCUCGUCACGAUGGUGGUUCGCCUAUUACUGGAUACGUCAUUGAAAAACGUCUUUUGAGUGAAGAUAAAUGGGUCAAAGCAACUCCGGCAUUAGUACAUGAAACAACCUAUAAGGUUACUGGGUUGAUUGAAAAUCAUGAUUAUGAAUUCCGUGUGGCAGCAGAAAAUGCAGCUGGUCGUGGUGCAUGGAGCUCAAGUUCGGAUGUAAUUCGUGCUAGUGCUCCAGCAUUCCCACCAAAGAUUACCAGUGAUCUAAGUAUUCGCGAUAUGACUGUUAUCGCUGGAGAACCAUUUACUAUCACAGUACCAUUCACGGCUAAUCCAAAGCCUAGACCAAGUUGGUCUAUUAACGGUGAAGAAGUUCUCACUGGGGAUAGAAUUAAAUUCGAGACAACGGAUAUUGCAUCACAAUUCAUUAACAAAAAAGCAAAACGAUCAGAUACUGGAACAUACACUAUUUAUCUUACCAAUACCGUUGGCACGGAUUCGGCUUCAUGCAAAGUUCUUGUAGUCGAUAAACCAUCGCCACCUCAAGGUCCAUUAGACAUAUCUGAUAUUACACCUGAAACUUGUACGCUUUCAUGGAAACCUCCGUUCGAUGACGGUGGUUCACCAGUUACAAAUUAUGUCGUCGAAAAACUAGAUCCUGCCGGCUUCUGGGUAAAGCUUAGCAGUUUCGCUAGAAAUACUCAUUACGAUGUAAUCGGUUUGGAACCAAAUCGCAUGUACAAUUUCCGUGUACGAGCAGAAAAUCAAUAUGGUGUGUCUGAACCAUUACAAGCGGAUGAACCAAUAACAGCUAAAUUCCCCUUCACCGUUCCGGAUUCACCUGGACAACCACGUGUAAUAGAUUGGGAUACUACGAGUGCUACAUUAGUCUGGUCAAGGCCAAUGUCUGAUGGAGGCUCGCGUAUACAGGGUUACAAAAUCGAAUUCCGCGAUCCAGCAGAUGAUAUGACAUGGCGAGUAGCCAACGAUUAUCUUGUUAAAGAUACAACUUAUAUCUGCUAUAGUUUGGCCAGUGGUCACGAAUAUGAAUUUAGAAUUCGAGCAAAGAAUGCAGCUGGCUUUAGCAAACCGAGUCCACCGUCGGCACCAUUUAAAAUAAAGAGCAAAUUCAAUGUUCCUUCUCCACCUGGUACACCGCGAGUAACUAAAGUUGGUAAGAACUACGUUGAUCUCAAAUGGGAAGCGCCUGUUUCCGAUGGUGGUAGCCGUAUAACUGGCUACGUCGUUGAGAAACGUGAAGUCGGAAGUGCAAUCUGGAUUAAAUGUAAUGAGUAUAAUGUCACGGAUACCGAAUAUACGGUACUUCAUCUUAUCGAACGAGGAGACUAUGAAUUUAGAAUAUUUGCGGUUAACGCGGCCGGAAGAUCGGAACCUAGCUCGUGCACUACACCAGUCAAGAUUUGCGAAGUUGAAGGUGGCGAGAAACCAGAAUUUGUUAGGAAUUUGCCUAUAAGCCAAAUAGUUCCACUUGGCAAAACGCAUGUAUUCGAAUGUGAAGCCACUGGAAAACCAUUACCAACUGCCAGGUGGUUGAGAAAUGGUCGCGAGAUCACACUAGGUGGACGUUUCAGAGCAGAAACUAUAGACGGAAUUUAUAGACUCGUCAUAUCUGGAGUAAUGGAAGCUGACGACGGUGAUUACAGUUGUCAAAUAUCAAAUCCACUUGGUCUGGCAACGACGACUUCUCGUCUCAAGAUUGGUACUCCACCGCGUAUCGAGCGUAUGCCAGAUGACUUGUAUUUACCGGAAGGUGACAAUACUAAGAUCAAGAUCUACUACAGCGGUGAUCAACCGAUGGACGUUACUUUGAAAAAGGAUGGUCGCAAGAUCGUUGAAACAUCGCAUAUCAAAUACACCGUGUUUGACGAAUAUCUUAUUAUCUUUAUCAAAGAUAUCGAGAAAGAUGAUGCCGGUGUAUACGAAUUAUCUAUAUCUAAUGAUAGUGGUGACGUGAGUGCUUCCUUUACCGUUUAUAUUACUGGUCUACCUGGUCCACCAACCGGUCCACUCAACGUCACCGAUAUCAACAAGCACACGUGUACUCUAUCCUGGCAUCCACCUAAAUAUGAUGGAGGUCUUCGUAUAACUCAUUACAUGAUAGAACGAAAAGACAUCACGCAUACCCACUGGAUUAUUGUCGCAUCCUACUGUAAAGACACUACAUGCUACGUACAAGGUCUUACGGAGGGUCAAGAGUACCUCUUCCGAGUAAUGGCAGUUAACGAAAAUGGCAUGGGUCCACCUUUGGAAGGCACUAAUCCUAUAAAAGCCAAGGCACCGUUCGAUCCACCUGGACCACCUGGUACACCAAAAGUCAUCGAAGUGGGCGGAGAUUUCGUCAAUCUUUCAUGGGAGAAACCAGAAACCGAUGGUGGUUCCAAGAUACAAGGUUAUUGGAUCGACAAGCGCGAAGUCGGUAGUCAAACUUGGCAACGCGUUAACGUUGUUAUUUGCUUACCAACUCAGAUAAAUAUUAGCAAUCUUAUCGAGGGAAGACAAUAUGAGUUCCGCGUUUUCGCUCAAAACGAAGCUGGUCUUAGUACAGAAUCUAAAGCUUCGACGUCAGUUAAAAUCGUUGAUCCUCAAGCCGCCAAAGCACCAGAAAUUAUUUCACCUUUGCACAAAGUUAAUUGCGUUCAGAAUCACAAUGCUCACUUCCAAUGCACCAUUACUGGAACUCCCAAGCCCAAUAUCACGUGGUUCAAGGGAGCUCGAGAAAUUGUUGGCGGUAGCCGUUACCAAAUUUAUUCGGAAGGUGACGUACACAAUCUUAUAAUAUAUGAUGUGUUCGGUGAAGACGCGGACGAAUAUUUCUGUCGCGCGGUCAAUAAAUGUGGCGCAAAAUCUACGAAGGGUGAACUCUUCAUAAAGACGCCACCUAAACUCAACGUACCACCUAGAUUUAGGGACACCGCAUUCUUCGAUAAGGGCGUCAAUGUUGUUAUUAAAAUACCUUUUACUGGUUAUCCUAAACCAAAGAUCACUUGGAUAAGAGAGGGAGAAGUAAUCGAAUCAGGAGGACAUUACUCGGUCGAGGUGAAAGAAAGACAUGCCGUAUUAACUAUCAGAGACGGUAGUAGAUUAGAUUCUGGACCUUACCGCAUUACAGCGGAGAACGAUUUAGGCCAGGAUUCCGCGAUCAUAAAAAUACAGAUAAGCGAUCGUCCUGAUCCACCACGAUUCCCACAAAUCGAUAACAUCGGUCACGAUUCCUUGGCACUUUCGUGGAAACCACCGGUCUGGGAUGGUGGUAGUAAUAUCACUAAUUAUUUGGUAGAAAAACGCGAACAUCCGAUGACUAGUUGGAUCAGAGUUGGAAAUACUAGAUUCUGUACAAUGGCAGUUACUGCUCUCAGUCCUGGACAUCAAUAUGAUUUCCGUGUUUGCGCUGAAAAUAUCUACGGUAGAUCUGAUCCAAGCGAAGUAACGCCGCUUAUCACAACUAAGGGUACCAUUAAGAGAGAAUUCAAGAAGAAGGAAUACGAAGUGGAUGAGACUGGCAAAAAGAUCCGUGGUCGCAGUGACGAAAAAGUUCGUGAUUACGAUCAAUUUGUCUUUGACAUUUAUAGCAAAUAUGUGCCACAACCAGUUGAAAUCAAGCAUACCUCCGUUUACGAUAAAUAUGAUAUUCUUGAAGAAAUUGGUACCGGUGCAUUUGGCGUUGUUCAUCGGUGUCGUGAAAGAUCUACCGGCAAUAUUUUUGCUGCUAAAUUCAUUCCAGUUUCUCACGUUAUGGAGAAGGAAUUAAUUAGAAAAGAGAUAGAUAUAAUGAAUCAAUUACACCAUCCUAAAUUGAUUAACCUUCAUGAUGCUUUUGAAGAUGAUGACGAAAUGGUUCUAAUCUUUGAAUUCUUGUCCGGUGGCGAAUUGUUUGAAAGAAUUACUGCUGAAGGAUAUACCAUGUCCGAGGCUGAGGUCAUUAAUUAUAUGCGCCAAAUCUGCGAGGGUGUUAAACACAUGCACGAGAAGAACAUCAUACACCUUGAUAUCAAGCCAGAAAAUAUCAUGUGUCAAACACGCACUAGCACGAACGUCAAAUUGAUCGAUUUUGGCUUAGCUACUAGACUGGAUCCCAAUGAAGUCGUAAAAAUCAGUACAGGUACAGCAGAAUUCGCAGCUCCUGAAAUUGUGGAACGUGAACCAGUCGGUUUCUACACGGAUAUGUGGGCUUGUGGUGUAUUGGCAUACGUCCUUCUGAGUGGUCUCUCGCCGUUUGCCGGUGACAAUGACAUCGAGACACUGAAGAACGUAAAAGCCUGCGAUUGGGACUUUGACGAAGAAGCGUUCCGGGAUGUCUCUGAAGAAGGCAAAGACUUCAUCAGGCGAUUACUCGUUAAAAAUAAAGAAAAGCGCAUGACCGCUCACGAAUGCCUUCUUCAUCCAUGGUUAACUGGUGAUCAUAGUGAUCGUACCAAUGUUAUAUCUAGUAGCCGAUACCUUAGCUUCAGAGACAAAUUACGUGCCAAAUAUGAUAACUGGGAUAAAUAUGUUCUACCCAUCGGCCGGCUAGCUGAAUACUCGUCGCUUAGAAAAUUAUUAAUAGAAAAAUACAAAAUCUAUGACUCUUCCUUUGAUCGUCGACAAGCUGCACCUAGAUUUGUCAUCAAACCUACAAGCGCAUUUGCAUACGAAGGACAAAGUGUUAAAUUCACUUGUCGAGUAAUUGCCAUUGCUGCUCCCGUUUUAACGUGGUUCCACAAUAAUCAAGAACUUCGACAAUCUGUUAAGUUCAUGAAACGUUAUCAUGGUGACGACUAUACUUUCAUUAUUAACAGAGUUAAAUUAGAAGACAGAGGAGAAUAUGUAAUACGCGCUGAAAAUCAUUACGGUUAUAGAGAAGAAGUUGUCUUCCUUAACGUACAACCACUGCCUGUACAAAUUCCAAAAUACAGACCAGAAUUGCAUCCGGUGCGCAGACGAGAACCACUUGGUUAUAAUGUAUGGAUGGAAACUAUCGAAUCAGCUCCAAACUUUACCUUCUUAUUGAGGCCACGCGUGAUUCAAGUCAGACAAACGUGCAAGCUACUUUGUUGUCUUGCUGGAAAUCCACCACCAACUGUCAAAUGGUACAGAGAUAGAGAAGAAUUAUCUAAACACCAUUAUUCGAUGACACACGCAGACGGUGUCGUCACUAUGGAAAUUAUAGAUUGUAAACCAGAAGACAGUGGCAAGUAUCGCUGCGUUGCAACAAACAUUCAUGGCAAGGAUGAGACAAGUUGUGUCGUUAUUGUAGAAGGAACUGGAGAAACAGAGGAGCAAUGUAAAUUAGCACACGACCUUCUACAUUCCGGAGAUCGAAGGUUUAUCGAACAACCACUGAAACCUGCACCACCGCCUAUUGUGACUGUUCACAAAUCUAGUGGUUAUAGUGGCUAUAGUUCUACUACCACACAAGGAUAUUCAAGUUCAUCACACAAUUAUAGUAGUUCAACUACCAAACAGAAUUCCUCGAGUUUCUCAUCUUAUAAAGCUACAACCGAGUCUUCGUCAGAUAAACGUAGUGUUAAGAAAUAUGGAAGUAAAUUAGAUGCUACAGGUAGCCCAUCUCGGUCUAGAAGCACUACUAAAGAACUUGCUUAUCCAUCAGAUGAUUCUAUGAGACCACCAGAAUUCACUAAAAAAUUAAAUGAUCUUACAAUUAAUGACGGAGAACAGCUGGAACUUACUGUCAAAGUUGAUGGUGAUCCAGAACCGCAAAUAACUUGGCUGAAAAAUGGCAAAACUGUAAACUCCUCCGAGGUAGUUGAUUUAAAAUACAAAGCUGGUACUGCAACUCUUACUAUUAAUGAAGUAUUCCCUGAAGACGAAGGAGAGUACAGUUGCAAGGCGACAAAUAGUCUUGGAACAUCUACAACGUCUUGCAAAUUGACUGUGAAACCGAUGGAAAAUGCGGCAGCUAAGAAAAAGAGUGAUGACAAGCCACCCAAAAUUGUAGAUCAUCUAACAAGCAUGUUUGUGAAGGAUGGAGAGGCUGUGACCCUCAGUUGUCGAAUUAUUGGUGCAAAGAAAUUUGAUGUGGUGUGGCUUCAUAAUAAUAAAGAAAUCAAGCCUAGCAAAGACUUCCAGUAUACAAGUGAGGCUAAUAUUUACAAAUUAAACAUUGCUGAAAUCUUCCCAGAAGAUUCUGGCACAUACACGUGUGAAGCAUUCAAUGAUGCAGGAGAAAGUUUCUCGUCGUGUACAUUGAAUGUCCUCGUUCCCAACGAGGAACCCAAGAGCCCGGUCUUCACAACAUUCCCACAAUCAGCAACUGUGAGCGAAGGUGAAACAGUUACUUUCACAUGCAAGACUGAAACUGCGCCCUUGAAAGUAACUUGGUUAAAGGAUGGUAAGGCGCUCCCUGAAACCAGCAGCAAAUACUCUUUCAGUUCAGACGGUGACAAAUCGUUUGAACUAGGUAUUAAGGCAUGUACGGCUAGUGACGUGGGACAAUACAUAGCACGUGCAAUUGGCAAGAAAGGCGAAACAAAUGCAGCCUUUGCUCUAAACGUCACUAAUCCCGGCGAUCUCUAAACUCAAAAUUAUUACUUUUACAGCAAUUUAUAUUAUGGUCUUUUUUAGAAAUCAGUUUUAAUAUACAUCUACAACUUGCAAUUCGGAAUGCUUUCUGAAUAAACAUGAAUCUUUUUAAUUGAUUAUAAUCUAUACGAGAAUAUACGCAAUAUGGAGACAAAAAAUGCCAUAUAUGUAUACGGAAGAAAUAUAAAACAAUUCUGUAAUACAGCAGAACUUUGGCUAUCUGAAUAAUUGAGAUAUAUGGAUCUUCAGAUAAUAGAUAAUUCAGUUUACAAAAAGGAGAAGGAUUAAAAUAAUCGAAGUUCUACUGUAUGCGAAACAUCACGUUUAAAAUAUUUAGCUUGCAAACAAAUCAUAUUGUCAGAAUCACGAUACAGUCGCUAUUCGUUAUACGUAAAUUAUUAAAAAAAAAAAACACAUUAUAUUUUUUUUUUCUGUGUGCUUGCCAUAUCGCAUAAAUCUUGUCAUUUAAAGGUAAACCAAUAAACGUGUCAAGCAUCACGGAUAGCACGCGCAACCUAUACGCUAAUAUGAGCUUCGCUGUACACACGAUUUAGCAUAUUUUAAGUACACAAUGGUGCGUAGAGGCAGUCUAACAUCAAUGUGCCAAAAAAAGUUAUUAAUUCCGAUAAAAUAGCCAGCAUCCUUCAUUCAUCUUAACAACAAAAACAUUUUAUCGGAAUGCAUGAACUUGUAACGGCAUUGCCAAAGCGUACUACUUUAUUCCACAUAAUUGAACGCACUGUCGUGUUAUACUUGUUUGAAGACUGCUUCUAUUACAAAAUUUAUGAUAAAUAAAAAACUUAUGAUUAAAAAAUAUAAUUAAAA
This is a messenger RNA of Polistes canadensis, 27900 nucleotides long. RefSeq names its product twitchin (gene bent). The record is from RefSeq and is a predicted model, not a curated record. Gene Ontology annotation, molecular function: protein kinase activity; protein binding; ATP binding. NCBI's taxonomy places the organism in Eukaryota, Metazoa, Arthropoda, Insecta, Hymenoptera, Vespidae. Bases 757 to 27069 code for a protein of 8770 amino acids. Gene Ontology annotation, biological process: protein phosphorylation. The transcript has 103 exons.